This is a messenger RNA of Gastrolobium bilobum, 1403 nucleotides long. Its product is annotated as protein SULFUR DEFICIENCY-INDUCED 1-like. NCBI's taxonomy places the organism in Eukaryota, Viridiplantae, Streptophyta, Magnoliopsida, Fabales, Fabaceae. Gene Ontology annotation, molecular function: protein binding. The record is from RefSeq and is a predicted model, not a curated record. Bases 185 to 1084 code for a protein of 299 amino acids. The transcript has 4 exons.
AGGUUCACAACGUUGUUUUUCUCAUCCUCUCUCUCCCUUUUUUCUUUCUACGGGUAUACCUUGCUUUUGCUUUAGUUGAAACUCGAAAGCGUGUGAUUGUAACAGAAGACGAAAGAGAAACUCACAAAGGAAGUGGUUGCAGCAACAACAACUCACAGAAACAGAAACUGAAAGAAGAGAGAGAAUGGAAGAAAGAAGUGAUUGCAGCAAUAACAAAAACAACAACCCAAAAGGAAAAAGAGAUGACCUUUACCAUGUACUUCACAAGGUUCCUUAUGGAGAUAGUCCUUAUGUCAGAGCCAAGCAUGCUCAGCUGGUAGAGAAGGACCCGGAAGGUGCAAUUGUAUUAUUUUGGAAAGCAAUAAAUUCAGGGGACAAAGUGGAUAGUGCUUUAAAGGAUAUGGCUGUGGUGAUGAAGCAAUUAGACAGAUCUGAAGAAGCCAUUGAAGCCAUAUCCUCGUUUAGAGGCCUUUGCUCGAAACAAUCUCAAGAGUCCCUUGAUAAUGUACUUAUAGAUCUUUACAAGAAAUGUGGUAAAAUAGAUGAGCAAAUAGAAUUGCUGAAGAGAAAGCUGAAAUUGAUAUACCAAGGCGAGGCCUUCAAUGGGAAACUCACAAAGACAGCACGGUCUCAUGGCAAGAAGUUUCAAGUUUCUAUUAAACAAGAAACUUCAAGAUUACUGGGAAACCUGGGCUGGGCCUACAUGCAAAAGAUGAACUACGUGAUGGCCGAAGUGGUGUAUCGGAAAGCCCAAAUGAUCGAUCCAGAUUGUAACAAGGCUUGUAACUUGGGCCUAUGCCUCAUAAGACAAGCCCGAUAUGAAGAGGCACAAUUGAUUCUAGAAGAUGUAGUAAAAGGAAAACUUCUAAGCUCUGAUGAUAGCAAGUCAAAGAAACGGGCGCAAGAUUUUCUAACAGAGUUGAGAUCUAUACUACCUCCCCCACAUUUUCAAGAUCUUUUGGGCCUAGAUGAUGAGUUCAUCAAAGGCCUGGAACAAUUGAUGAAUGAAUGGGGACCAGUUAGAUCAAAGAGACUUCCAAUUUUUGAGGAGAUUUCUUCAUUUAGAGAUCAAAUAGCAUGUUAGGUUCAUACUAUAUACAGCUUUCUUGAAUUGAGUCAUUGGUAUUUUCUUCUGUUCCCUUGGGAUUGGUUUAUCUUAAGGUAUGCGUGAGGAACUAGCUUUUGUCUCUCUCUCUCUCUCUCUCUCUCCCCCCCCCCCCCCCCCUUUCUCUUUCUUUCAUGGAGUGGAGGUUUUUUCUUUUUUGUAUUUGGAAGAUGGGUAGGACAUAAUGUAGGGACUAAAAUGGGGUGAAGAUAUCGAUGUAUAUUAAUAAUGAAACGAAAGCAAUAAUGUUAAUGUAAAAUCUAGUGAGAAGUUAUUCGAAAAUCCACAUAUUUGUUAG